Molecule: messenger RNA, 1728 nt
Organism: Patiria miniata (bat star)
Lineage: Eukaryota; Metazoa; Echinodermata; Asteroidea; Valvatida; Asterinidae
Product: pancreatic triacylglycerol lipase-like
Exons: 11
Coding region: 1-1476 (491 amino acids)
Biological process (GO): lipid metabolic process
Molecular function (GO): protein binding; triacylglycerol lipase activity
Source: RefSeq, a predicted model, not a curated record
AUGAGAACGUUAGUCGUCGUACUUGGGGCUCUGUUGCCGUUGGUGUUUGGUGCAAGUGAGGUUUGCUACCCCAACAUCGGCUGCUUCGACUACGGCUACCCGUUCUUGGAUCCCCCCGAUCGUCCGUUGAGCUGGGCGCCGCAGUCUCCCUCGAAGAUCAACCCGAGAUUCCUGCUGCACACCCGGCGCAACCCGCUCAAGGCCGAAGCUCAGACGCUGGACAGCGACGAUCCAUCCACCAUCAGCAACUCCCACUUCGAUUCGACGAAAGAGACCAAGUUUAUAUGCCACGGCUUCAUCGAAAGUGGUGUGAUAGAGUGGGACUACUGGAUGACCGACAUGGUGCAAGAAUUCCUCAACUACGACGACUACAAUGUAAUCCGUGUCGCCUGGGGCAGUGGGUCGUUGUUCCCCUACACCCAGGCUAUGGCCAACACGAGGGUCGUGGGCGCUGAGACGUCACGACUCAUCGAUACAAUCAGGGGAAUGUACGGCAUAUCUGCGGCAUCUUUCCAUUUCAUUGGGCACAGUCUAGGGUCACAGAUCGGCGGGUACGUCGGGAAACGACAGCCUGGCCUGGGCCGAAUCACGGGUUUGGACCCAGCCGGACCAGGUUUUGAAAACACUGAGCCAGAGGUGCGCCUCGAUCCCACGGAUGCUAUCUUUGUCGACACGAUCCACACUGAUGCCCAACACACCCUCGACCUGGGUUUCGGAAUGAUCCAGCCGGUGGGUCACAUGGAUUUUUACCCGAACAGCGGCCGUGAUCAGCCCGGCUGUGACCAGACCAUCUUCGAGGACUUUAUCGACGAGGGCCUCAUUGGAGGGGCGGUGAAAUUUGUGGCUUGCAACCACAUGAGGGCGCAUGAGUUCUUCUCCGAUUCCAUCAACAAGUGUCCGAUCUAUGGUUUCAAGUGCCCGAACGCUGCAGAUACCUACGACAAUUUCGUCAAUGGUGAAUGCUUCAAUGGCGAUGUAGCGAUGAUGGGCUUCCAUUCCAUCAACAACAAACCGGCCUCAGGCGUCAUACAUCAGACAUACUACGCGACUACUACAGACAAAUCGCCUUACUGUUUGGACAACCCUUUCCAGAUUCGUCUGUACUUUGAGGAUCCCUGGUUUUCCGAGACGUUUAAAGGAUGGGCCUUCGUGACGCUCACUGGUGGCAAAGGCAGUACGUCGAGAACCAAGCUUCACGAGAAUAGCCUGAACUUUAAACCGGGGACGGAGAGGAACUUCAUCUUCACCACAGACACGGAUCCGGGAGAUCUGACUCAAUUGGAGUUCUACUGGGACCAUGACUUUGAGUUCCUCAACCCGGGAGACUGGCCCAUCUUUGACGAUGUCGAAGUAUUCAUUGCCAAGAUUGAAAUCAAGGGCCUCCGUUGGCAGAAGAGUUACACACUGUGCAACAGGAAGCCCAGCACUGGCAUCAACAGCAAUACCAAGGCCUACUUUGAUGUUUCCAACUGCUGAACUGGCUCAUUACGGACACAAGAGGGCGGUCUUGAAAUAAUUAUUGCAUAGAACCAUUUAAAUAAGCCAAUUCUGAAACAAGGUUUUGGAAAUACUUAACCUAUAUUUUCUCAAGAAAUGUUAACAAAAAAACAGUGAGUUAAACUCAUGUUACAAAGGAAAAACUUUGCUGACUUACCGGUACAAUGUAUGUCUAUAAAUGUUUAAUUCUUGGAAAGCAAAUACAGAAUUCAAAAUGUCCUCUCGUAACAU